CCCUCGCCGGGCCCGGCGCGCCCCCGGCCUGUGCCUGCGGCGCCGCCUGCGAGGCCUGUAGGGGCCAGGGGCAGCGGCGGCAUGAGGAGCCGCUGCGGCCGCCGGCAGUGAAUGGGCAUCGCGGCGGAGCGGGAGCAGCCGGAGCCGGAGGCGCGGCCGCCGCCGCCGCGAUGGCUCAGGAGAAAAUGGAGCUGGACCUGGAGCUGCCGCCGGGGAGCGCCGCGGCCCCGAGCGACGGGGGCGGCCUGAGGAGAUCCAACAGCGCCCCGCUCAUCCACGGGCUCAGUGAUAACUCACAAGUGUUCCAGGCCAGCGUUCUGCGGACCCGCAGGAACAGCACCACAGUGAUGAAUCGUCACAGUCUGUUUGUGCCAUCAUCACCUAUCCGUAUUCCCAGCAGCCGUCUUCAUCAAAUCAAACAGGAAGAAGGAAUGAAUUUGCUGAAUAGAGAAACAGUACAUGAAAGAGAAGUGCAAGUAGCAAUGCAGAUGAGCCACUCAUGGGAGGAGAGCUUGAGCCUGACUGACAAUGAUUUUGAGAAAUCCUCAUCACCAAAGCAAGUGGACUUUGUCCCAGUUUCUCCAGCUCCUUCACCUACUAGAGGAAUCGGGAAGCAAUGUUUCUCACCAUCUUUGCAAAGCUUGGUGAGCAGCAGUGGGUUACCCCCAAGUCCCAGCCCAAGUCCAACACGGCGAUUUUCAAGGAGAAGCCAGAGUCCAAUUAACUGCAUUCGACCAAGUGUUCUGGGGUCAAUAAAAAGAAAAGGUGUAAUGGAGAUAGAAGAUCAUCCAAAAAGAUUAUUCCAAGGAUCCACCAACAUGCUUAGCCCUGAGGUUUCACAUCAGGCAGACCUUGGCGGAUGUCUGUCGUCACAUGCUCUCGAUGACAACAGGAGCAGUGCAGGCUCUUCCUGUGACUCACCAGCUGAAGUUGGCACCAAUACAGACUCUCCAGUCUCACUUUCUGACUCCAGAUCUCCUUUUUUACCAGUAGAUCUCACGGCUAAGUUACCCAUCAAUUGAGAAGCAGAAGUCUGCUAAUGGACACCAGGAAACAGGCUGGACAUCAAUAAGACUUUCUGUUGUGUGUAACUGAUUCUGUUCCUCAUAGGAACUUCCAGAAAUGUCAUGAUUUCUAGAAAACUUCCAGAAUAGUUCCUUGAGGAGGAAUUCACAUUUCUAGUGAUUUGUAUGAGGCUUACUACAAUACAGUAAGCAUUUGAAUCGCAAACAUAUUUGAUGCUAACAUCAGUGAGCAAGCUGUUGAUCUCCAAUGGAUGUUGUCUUGUUGGAGUAAGUUACAAGUAUUCUAUGUACAUUCUGCUUGUGGAACUCUUGGCUUUCCAACAGCUGCCAGGCAGCAUCCUCACUAAUAUAACGUGGUGCUUGUGUAGUAGCAGAUAACUUUCACACUUGUCCUCAGUCUGAAGCCAGCAAAGCAGCUUUUACUAAGUUGUUUUUAUUCCAGGAGUGUUACAUAUUUAUCCUUUUUGUUCUUCGUAUAAAAUAGGGAAUAUUGGGAGGGGGAACUGAUUCUUGUGUUCUAUGAUGAUUGGCUGUUAUUCAAUCCUGUGCUCUAAUAGAUGUCAAAAGGACAAGUUGGUGAAUUGCCAACUUAAAUUCAUAUGAUGGAUUUUGUUCAUGAUCGUGACUGCUCUUGUGGCUAAAUUCAGAUUAGGUGGGGAACAUUCUGCUGGGGGUUUGUAUUUUUGUAUUCUUCCCCAUGUAGAUGACUUAUUAGAGUGGUAGGAGCUCUAUUAAAGGUCUUUUAAUAAGGAAAUAUAGUAAUAAUGUUUGGAACAAAACAUUAAAUCCUGAGGUUUUAGUAAUGAGUGCUUCAGAAACGCGUUAACAGGCAGUAUUUGUUCCCAUACAUGGCUUUUGUUGGGCAAAUACAGAGAGGAAUCUUGAAUGCCUUUAUACAGGCUGAGGAGAUCAGACGUGUUUAAUCUGUGUUUCAUCUCCUGCUGUCGCUUCCUCCAACAGUGGCAUUGAGUUAUUUCUGCUGUCGAGAACUUCAGAUGCUGAUUGCAAAGAGGUUUUAGGAUUCUUGUACUAUAUUGGAAAAGUCAGUGGGUUGAGACAUCCUGAUCUCAACUUGGGAAUUCCCCAAACAGGAGGAGAACCUGCAAACCCCACCAUAGCAGCUGGUUUCAGGUUUUCCAGUGACAACCUCCUUUUGGUUGUCGACUCCUGUUACCCAGUUGAACUUCCCCAGCUGGGUCCCUGUUUGCACGUGCGUGUGCAUCUGUACUGUGAGGGUUCAAGCCUUCCCUCCAGAGAGGUUAAUAAUGAAGCCAAAUGGUUUCUUUUUAACACUAAACCUUUGGUCUGUGUAGUAAGGUGAGAAGUGUGGAGACUUCCUCAAGUAGGAGAAAAGCCUGAACUCUGCUGUGAAAGAUGGAUGAAGCUUUGCCUGACAGCAGCCAUCAAGAGUAGAAAUGGACAACUUGGAGUGCAAAGACCUGGUGACCUGAGGGCCAGCGACCAGUGUCCGUAUGUCCUUAUUGUAGAGAGAAGAUAGAAUGUAUUUAAUAGUUUGACUCAGUUCAAGUAAGAGAUGACAUGGUUUACUUCUCAUUUCAUUCCUCUUAAAUUAUUCUAAUAGCCAACUUCCUGAUUGCAGCUCCCUUUCAAAACCCAACUGCCCUUCAUCCCUGUGCCGGAUGGACAAGCUUGUGUUUUGUGUCUGUUGGCUCCCUCUAAUACAGCACAGUUUGGUUUUGCAGUUUCGAGUAUGUGCCAAAGAGCUGCUGUGUGUUCACUCUUCUGUGGGGAGGGCAAGAUGGGGUUUUAAACAUCUUGCAGAAGAAUGAACCUCCUGGUGUCUCUUCCAGUCUUCUAAAGAUGCACCAGGGGAGGGUUUGAUAGUUCCGUGGGGGUCAGCUCCUCUCUGUUCUGUUGAAUAUUUAUGCUAUUUUUCAAAUAAGUGCCAAUAAAUGGAGAAAUAAA
This is a messenger RNA of Neopsephotus bourkii (Bourke's parrot), 2951 nucleotides long. RefSeq names its product P2R1A-PPP2R2A-interacting phosphatase regulator 1. NCBI's taxonomy places the organism in Eukaryota, Metazoa, Chordata, Aves, Psittaciformes, Psittacidae. Gene Ontology annotation, biological process: mitotic G2/M transition checkpoint. The coding region runs from base 171 to 1022 and encodes 283 amino acids. The record is from RefSeq and is a predicted model, not a curated record. Gene Ontology annotation, molecular function: protein serine/threonine phosphatase inhibitor activity. The transcript has 10 exons. Gene Ontology annotation, cellular component: nucleus; cytoplasm.